Molecule: messenger RNA, 7237 nt
Organism: Rhineura floridana
Lineage: Eukaryota; Metazoa; Chordata; Lepidosauria; Squamata; Rhineuridae
Gene: PCDH19
Product: protocadherin 19
Exons: 5
Coding region: 1737-5033 (1098 amino acids)
Biological process (GO): homophilic cell-cell adhesion
Cellular component (GO): plasma membrane
Molecular function (GO): calcium ion binding
Source: RefSeq, a predicted model, not a curated record
UAGCAAUAAUAGCAGCAGCAGCAGCAGCGCGCGUUGGCUGGAAAAAAAGCAAAGCAAAGCAAAGCAAAGCAAAAAGCCGGCGCUUGCAAAAGCCGGGAAGGGGAGGGGGAGCAUUAAAUUAAAAUUUUUAAAAUAUCAGAAAAGAAAGGAAGAAGCGGCCGAGGAGUUGACCCGCCGAAGAGCGAGGCGAGCCACUGCGGUCUGGCUGGCCUCUGCAAAGGCGCCCGCAGCCCGCCUGGUGGAGCCGCGGAUUGGCUUCCGGAGAACUUCACAUUAAAAGCGAGCGAGCGAGCGACAGCAUCCAGCCAUUCCGCUCUCUUGAAAGCUAUUUUUUCAAUAGUUCCCCCCCCUCUGCUGCUCCACCGGAGACCCAGAGUUGGCCACACUUUGCAAAAGGACCAUGAGGCUUGCAAGCAAACUUUCCUCGCCUCUGCUGCGUUUCCGUCGGCGACCGGCAGCUCGGAGGAUGCUGAACGCCAGAUAAUCAUGGGGAGAGAGAAAAGGAGAAAGGCGAGGCUCCCGGGCGAAGGAUUGCAACGGCGGCGCCUUUGAUUCUCCCUCCCCCACCAGCUCUGCCUCCUUUCCCCCCGCCGGCUUCCCGCGGACCGCUCUGCCAAGAGCCUUCCGCGCUGGGUCCUUCGUUCUCUCCCUCCCACCCCCCCACCCCCAUCGAGGAAUAUCAGCCGCCAGCAACUCGUCCUUUGCACCGGGGAGAGGAGCGGUGGUGUUGCUGCCGCGAUCCGGCUUUGUCAGUGCCUCUCCCCCCCCCCUUCAGCCUGCGAUUUCGGGACGACAUUGCCUCCGCUUCCUCCUCUAGCGCUGCUCGGAGGUGCUCCGCGGGCUGCUCUCCAAGAAGAAGCCCGCUCUGCCUUCUGAUUUUGCCGGCCUGGCUCCUUUUCUCCUUCCCUACCCCGCGACCCCCCUUUCCCCAGCCCUCCCCAGCCAGGUCUCUUCGCCACUGUGACUUACGGUCGGGCAAGGAUCGUUCCUCUCUCGCCAACUAUUGGUGCCCCCCCGCCUCCCCCCACAUGCCUUAACCUUACUUCCCCCCCACAGCUUUCAUCCAGAUUCCCCCCCCCCCCGGCUGUCUCUUUGAUCACCUUGGCUGAGUGGAGGAGGGUUGCCCAGAGAGUCCACUUUCUGCAUAAAGGUCUGUGCAAUUUGGAAGGAGGGGGGGACGGGGGAAGGGAGUGGAAGUGAAAGAAAAGGGGGGGGGAAGAGAAGAGAAAGAGAUUUUCGCAUGCCAGGUGCAAGUGAAUCGAGGCCCCUCCUCAAUAUACAGACUGCACCUCGCAGGUCUGUGUGUGUCUGAUUUAUUUAUUUAUUUAUUUAUUUUUAAAAAAAAUUGAUAAUAGGGUUCCUUUUUCUGUAACUUAGAACUCUCUUUGACCUGGCUGAGUGGAAGAUCGCAUUUGAUUUUUCUCCUUUUCUGGGGUGGUGGUGAUUGGGGGUGUUGCUUGUACCAGGGCAGAGGAUGUGAGAUGUGUGGUGAGGAAGCAAGAAGCAAUUAGCUCUUCAAGUAGCCACAUCCAAAGACCCCCUCCCUUCCCCCACCCUGCCUCUCCUGAUUUGCUCCCUUCCUUUCUAUCCAUCUCUGAAACAUCCCCAAACUAGUAAACCCAGAUCCCUCCUUCUCUUUUUCUCUCUCCUCCAGCGGCAAAAUCAACAGGCAAACAGAGAGGAGGGGAGGAGGAGGAGGAGGAGGAGGAGGCUGUGGGUGCACCAAGCCGUGAGCUAUGGAUAUUCUGUGCCCCGUGCUCCAGUUUCUGCUCGUUCUCUUGUGGACUAGGGCAGGCGCCCUGAUCAACCUGAAGUACUCGGUGGAGGAGGAGCAGAGAGCCGGCACCGUCAUUGCCAACAUAGCCAAAGAUGCCAGAGAUGCGGGCUUUGUGCUGGAUCCCCGACAACCCACCGCUUUCCGUGUGGUCUCUAACUCUGCGCCACACCUGGUGGACAUCAACCCUGGGUCAGGGUUACUGGUGACCAAGCAGAAGAUUGACCGGGACCUCCUUUGCAGGCAAAGUCCCAAGUGUGUGAUUUCAUUGGAGGUCAUGUCCAGCUCCAUGGAGAUCUGUGUUAUUAAGCUGGAGAUCAAAGACCUCAAUGACAACGCACCCAGCUUCCCCACGGACCAAAUUGCACUGGAAAUCUCUGAGACAGCCAGCCCAGGGACCAGGGUACCUCUGGAGAGUGCCUAUGAUCCUGACUCGGGCAGCUUUGGGGUGCAGAGCUAUGAGAUCACACCCAAUGAUCUCUUUGGGUUGGAGACCAAGAUGCGUGGAGAUGGCUCCCGUUUUGCUGAGCUGGUAGUGGAGAAGAGCUUGGAUCGUGAGACCCAGUCUCAUUACAGUUAUAUGAUCACAGCUUUGGAUGGGGGUGACCCACCCAAUUUUGGCACUGUGGAGUUGAACAUCAGGGUCAUUGACUCCAAUGACAACAACCCUCUCUUUGAAGAGCCAGCCUACACAGUUAGCGUGCCAGAGAAUGCUCCCCCUGGCACACCUGUUAUCCGCCUCAAUGCCACAGACCCUGAUGAGGGCACCAAUGGGCAAGUCUUGUAUUCCAUCCACAGCUUUGUAUCUGAAAAGGCCAGGGACCUCUUCCAAAUCAACCCUCAGACAGGCCUGAUCACGGUCAGCGGUGCGAUUGACUAUGAGGAAGGACAUUCCUAUGAACUGGAUGUGCAGGCCAAAGAUCUUGGCCCCAAUUCUAUUCCUGCCCAUUGCAAAGUGACUGUCACUGUGCAGGAUGCAAAUGACAACCCCCCUCUCAUUAACUUGCUCUCUGUCAACAGCGAGCUGGUGGAGGUCAGUGAGAACGCGCCCCCAGGCUAUGUGAUUGCCUUGGUGAGAGUAUCCGACCGCGACUCCGGUGCCAAUGGCCGGGUGCAGUGCAAGCUGUUGGGCAACGUGCCCUUCCGCCUGCAAGAGUAUGAGAGCUUCUCCACCAUCCUGGUGGAUGGACGUUUGGACAGGGAGCAGAGGGACCAGUACAACCUCACCAUCCAGGCUAAGGACAAUGGGAUCCCCGCUUUGCAGGCCACCAAGUCCUUCACCGUCAAGAUCACAGACGAGAACGACAACCACCCUCAUUUUUCCAAGCCUUACUACCAGGUCAUUGUGCAGGAGAACAACACUCCUGGGGCCUACCUCCUUUCUGUUUCUGCCAGGGACCCUGAUUUAGGCCUUAAUGGCAGCGUCUCAUAUCAGAUUGUGCCAUCCCAAGUAAGGGACAUGCCUGUCUUCACCUACGUCUCCAUCAAUCCCAACUCGGGAGACAUCUAUGCCUUGAGAUCCUUCAAUCACGAGCAAACCAAGUCUUUUGAGUUCAAGGUCUUGGCCAAAGAUGGAGGCAACCCCUCCUUGCAAAGCAACGCCACCAUCCGAGUGAUCGUUUUGGAUGUCAAUGACAACACCCCUGUGAUCACUGCCCCUCCUCUAGUCAAUGGUACCGCAGAAGUUUACAUCCCCAGGAAUGCUGGGGUCGGCUACUUGGUGACGGUGGUCAAGGCGGAUGACUACGAUGAAGGGGAGAACGGGAGGCUUUCCUAUGAGAUGGCAGAAGGAGACAGAGGAUUUUUUGAGAUAGACCAGGUCAAUGGUGAAAUCAGGACCACCAGAGCCUUUGGGGAGAAUUCAAAGACUACCUAUGAGCUGAUUGUGGUGGCCCACGAUCAUGGGAAAACCUCUCUUUCGGCUUCUGCCUUGAUUUUGAUAUAUCUUUCUCCAGCGCUGGAUGCCCAGGAAUCCAUAGGAUCUGUUAACUUGUCCCUGAUUUUUAUUAUUGCUCUGGGUUCCAUUGCUGCCAUUCUGUUUGUCACCAUGAUCUUUGUGGCAGUCAAGUGUAAACGGGAUAACAAAGAAAUCAGGACAUACAAUUGCAGAAUUGCAGAGUACUCCUAUGGGCACCAAAAGAAAUCGAACAAGAAGAAAAAAAUCAGCAAGAAUGACAUCCGCCUGGUGCCGCGGGAUGUAGAGGAGACCGAUAAAAUGAACGUUGUGAGUUGCUCUUCCCUCACAUCGUCCCUGAACUACUUUGACUAUCACCAGCAGACCUUGCCUCUGGGUUGCCGCCGAUCUGAAAGCACCUUCCUCAAUGUCGAGAACCAAAACAACAGGAACACGGGGUCUAACCAUAUCUACCACCACACCUUCACCGGUCAGAGUCCCCAGCAGCCAGAUCUCAUCAUCAACGGGAUGCCGCUUCCAGAGACUGAAAACUACUCAUUUGAUUCCAACUAUGUGAACAGCAGAGCUCAUUUAAUAAAAAGCAGUUCAACAUUCAAAGAUUUGGAGGGGAACAGCCUGAAGGACAGCGGGCACGAAGAGAGUGACCAGACAGACAGCGAGCAUGAUGUCCAACGUGGCCUGUACUGUGACACUGCUGUUAAUGACAUUUUGAAUACCAGCGUCACCUCCAUGGGGUCUCAGGUGCCCGAACAAGAUCAGAGUGAAGGAUUUCAUUGUCAGGAAGAGUGUCGUAUCCUUGGCCAUUCUGACCGAUGCUGGAUGCCCCGGAACCCUGUCCCUAGCCGAGCAAAAUCUCCCGAGCAUGGAAGGAAUGUCAUGUCUCUCUCUAUAGAAGCUACCACUGUGGAUACAGAGCUUUACGAAGACUGUAGCGCAAAAAGAACUUUUGCGACAUUUGGCAAAGAUGGGAGUGAGCCUGUCUCUGAGGAGCGGGGCCCAGUCAACCCGAAAGGUAAAAGAACAGUAGAUCCGCCUGUCUGUAGCCCAAAGGUAAAUGGUGCAGUCCGGGAGGCGGGGAAUGGUUGUGAAGCCAUCAGCCCCAUCACGUCGCCCAUCCACUUGAAGAGCCCCUUGUCUAGCAAACCGUCAGUGUCCUACAACAUAAUGCACUGCCCAGGAAGUCGUGACCUGGAGCCAUUUGUAAACAAUGGCCCUUCUCGGCCCACGGAGGCAGAGCCGAGGGGUGCAGACAGUGCAAAUAUCAUGCAUGAGAUUAACCCUCUUCUGCAAGAAUGUAGAGAGGACUCACCUGGCAUGAAGAGGCUAAAAGACAUAGUACUCUAAGCGGUGCUGUAAAGGAAGGAGAAUGACAGUACGGAAUGGAACGUGUGUAUUCUUUUUAAUGGCUUGCUGACGGUUCACAAAUUCGCUGUAUUUAAAAGCUUUCCCUAAAUGUAUUGUUUAUAUAUAUAAAAAUGAAGCUAUUGUUAAUGUGACAAUCCCACUUGGUUCAACAGGCAGCAGGGGUGUUUGUCUAAACAAAAGUAGUACCAUUCUUCAGUCCCCCCUCCUCAAACAGCAGAGGUGGUGGCAUACUGGCAUUUCGGUCAAUGGAAGUAUUAUCUAUGAAGUAUUUUGAAAUGAUAUAUUUUUGUAGCUCAAGAACUCUAAAUGAAGAAUGAAAUCUAAAAAAAACAAAAAUGAAAAAAAAAAAACCCCACCCCACACCUCCAUUUGGGAUAAUCUCUAAUACUCUCCUUGUCAUGUCUGACUUAGGCAAUGGGGUGCUUAUUUCUCAUGGUGCGAGAGCAUACUGGGGAUAUGGUUGCCCUGAUUUGGCAGUUUUGGUGCACUUGUGGAAGCUCUGAUGCGUAAGAUGGGGCCACUCUAGUGUGCUCAGUGCUGGAGGAAGCUCUGGGUUCAUUAUCUCCAGUUGUACAUCUGAGCCCUAUGGAGCUAUGAGCUGCAGCCAGUGUGUUUUCUGACUCAUCCUGCACGCAGAGCCCAGUUUGUACUUUUGAGAUGUUGCUCUUUUGCUGUGAACACCCCUGCCUUUGGAAACCUUUAGCUGCCACAUGCUUCUCUGUACUAUUCUUGUAUUUGAUAUUGCAAAUUCCUGUAUGUCUAGUGAUGGAAAAGACUUUCAAGUUUACUGUUUUCGUUUUCUUUUCUACAAACAAACAAACAAACAAUCUAAGACUCGGGGAAACUGCAAAAUUUAGAGCCAGUCUUGUCACACUCCUCGUCAUUUUGCCAGAUGAUUCUCCUACAUUCUUUCUCCACCAGCGUGUGACGUUUCUUCCCCAGGUCUUUUAAGGGUUAUUUCUAGCAUCUCAUUUGCAAUUGUUAGAUGCACUGUCUUGAAAUUUUUAUGAGAUCAAUUUCUUUCCCUUCACCCUUUUCUUGCAGUCUCAAGGAACAAUGUGACAUUAUUUCUCCAAAACUUGGUUGUUGGUUUCCAGCUAUGAGUCUUCCUUAUUUUUUUUUAUUUAUCAAUUGAAUGACUUUGAAGCCUAUUUUAUGUGUGUGAUGGGCCGCAGGUUAAAUCAUUACCCAUGUGAGCAUUCAGUUCAUAUUUCCAUAAUGUUUAAAUGCACUUAGCACAUGCAUCAUCCCAUCUGCUGCAGAGUUGGCAUGACAGCCAUCAGUGGCCUAGGCAGUUAUAUUGCUGGCAUCUUAACAUUGCGUGGGAACAGGCCAGUGAAUGUGGUAUGUCCAAUUAAAUGUGACAACAUGUCGUGCUUACAUGGGUAACUGCCUUGAGGUUUACUGUGCUGAGGCCCUGUUUAUAUAUCUCUUUAAGUUACCAUUUUGCAUAAAUCUGUUGUUCCUAAACCAGCUUUUUUCUAAUCCUAAUCACAUGGGCAUGGCUCAGCUGACCAUUCACUUUCCUGGGAUGGUCUAUACUUCAGGUGGAUGAGGUCUGAAUUGUUUUAUUGCAAGCAUAAACUAUAACUGCAUGUAGGAAGUUUGCGAUAGCUCCAGAAAUUGUGGCCCUUGCUCAUUCAUGACAACUACAAUUUUUUCUAAAAUUUUGAUAUAUGAAGUACUCUUCCUCCCUACCCUCCUCCCUGGGCAUUAAAUUGGACUUACAUUUUUUUGUUUAGGGCCCCAAAGGUUUACUUUUAGUGUGUGUAAAAGGAAGAAAACAGGAUGUCACCCAUUUUAAUUAGCAUUAGUAAGAAUCCCUCCUCUAGAAGUGCCUCCUGAUUGGAAGCAAGGAAGCACGGGGGAGAGAGUCCCCCAGAGACUCAACGGUGAACCUUCUAGGAAGGAACAGGAUUGUGUUUUCUGCCUGUAUUGGCAGUGACUGAUUGAUCUAAUCAUGCCUGUGGCAAAGGCAUGGCACAAUUAUCUGUCCCCAGGAGAAACUGGUUAGAAGGAUAUUGGAGGAAGUUCGUUCAGUACAGCAUGCAGAGACACAGCAGAGGAGCCUCCUCCAUGUCUGGAUGGGUACUGUCAUGGCACAUCACAGUGUGUUCAGCACACCGUCUUGGAUUUUCUAAACUUUUCAGAUAGCCCAUUUAUUGUGAGUCAGGCCAAGGGCA